AUGAGAGAUCAAGAAGUCAGGGUAAUAAAUGCAGGGAAGAGCACGCACAAUGAAGAUCAAGCCAGCUGUGAAGUCCUCUUUGUCAAGAAGAAAGCUGGAGGCACUAAUUCCACCCCAAACAAGAACUCAACAAAACGGAGGUCAUCACUGCCUAAUGGAGAAGGUCUCCAGCUGAAAGACAAUUCAGACACAGAUGGGAUCAGCCUGUACUACUGGUCCCUGUUUGAUGGACACGCUGGGUCAGGGGCAGCUGUAGUUGCUUCCAAACUGCUGCAGCACCAUAUCCAGGAGCAGCUGCAGGAGAUAGUGGACAUCCUGAGGAACACAGCUGUCCUCCCCCCCACCUGCCUGGGAGAGGAACCCGACAACCCAGCCACCAACAGCAGGACGCUGACGCGGGCGGCCUCCCUGCGUGGUGGGGUGGGGGCCCCAGGCUCACCCAGCACCCCUCCAACACGUUUCUUCACUGAGAAGAAGAUCCCACAUGAGUGCCUGGUUAUUGGGGCCAUAGAAAGUGCAUUCAAGGAAAUGGAUUUGCAAAUAGAACGAGAGAGGACCGUGUACAAUAUUUCUGGUGGCUGCACAGCCCUCGUGGUGGUGUAUUUAUUGGGGAAACUUUACGUGGCAAAUGCUGGUGAUAGCAGGGCUAUAAUAAUCCGAAAUGGUGAAGUCAUUCCAAUGUCUUCAGAAUUCACUCCAGAGACCGAACGCCAGCGACUUCAGUAUCUGGCUUACAUGCAGCCCCACUUGCUUGGAAAUGAGUUCACACAUUUAGAGUUUCCACGGAGAGUGCAGCGCAAGGAAGUUGGAAAGAGGAUGCUCUACCGUGACUUCAACAUGACUGGCUGGGCAUACAAAACCAUUGAGGAAGAUGACCUGAAGUUUCCCCUUAUAUAUGGAGAAGGCAAGAAGGCUCGGGUUAUGGCAACAAUUGGAGUGACCCGAGGAUUGGGAGACCAUGACCUGAAAGUGCACGACUCUAAUAUAUACAUCAAACCCUUCCUUUCCUCAUCUCCUGAGGUGAGAGUCUAUGACCUCCUGCAGUAUGAGCAUGGGCCAGAUGAUGUUCUGAUCCUAGCUACUGAUGGACUCUGGGAUGUGCUGUUAAAUGAAGAAGUGGCAGAAGCUGUCACUAACUUUCUACCGAACUGUGACCCUGAUGAUCCCCACAGGUACACGCUGGCAGCACAGGACCUGGUGAUGCGAGCCAGGGGGGUGCUGAAGGACCGGGGCUGGCGGAUAUCCAACGACAGGCUGGGCUCUGGAGACGACAUCUCUGUCUACGUCAUCCCUUUAAUACACGGGAACAAACAGUCGUGA
Molecule: messenger RNA, 1320 nt
Organism: Chaetura pelagica (chimney swift)
Lineage: Eukaryota; Metazoa; Chordata; Aves; Apodiformes; Apodidae
Gene: PPM1H
Product: protein phosphatase, Mg2+/Mn2+ dependent, 1H
Exons: 10
Coding region: 1-1320 (439 amino acids)
Biological process (GO): protein dephosphorylation
Molecular function (GO): protein serine/threonine phosphatase activity
Source: RefSeq, a predicted model, not a curated record